UCGGCCGGCGGGCGCAGGUGGCUUUGGGCCGCUGGAAGUGGACCCCGGAGUGCGGAGACAGGCCUCCAGCGGCAAGAGGAAAGCGACUUGUAGAUUCCCGCUGUACGGGUGGAAGGGGACAAACGGAGUCCACCUGUAUGCGCCUCCCGAAGUGCGCUCCUUCCGCAAAGGUUUUGGGAGCCCACAGGACAGGAAAUACGGUGCAUAAGGAACCGAAGAGAAAUGCUGGCGAUUCACACAGGCCCACGAUCGCUAACCAAUUGAGAUGUACGAAGCUGUGUCCCCGCCUAUAAAUUUACCAGGUAGCCGCAUCCCACCACACCCGCGUACGAUGAAAUUGAGUUUUCUCCCGUCCCCAAACUUGACUCUGAGAAAAGCGGAUUAAGCAGUUAACUUCGUUUUUGGAAAGGCAGAACAGAACGGAGGGGAAAAAAGAGAAAAACUCCUUCAAUAAGCAACACAACUCUUCUUUCCCAGUGUGGAAACUCCACGAACUGAAUUCUGUAACCUCAGUCUUCCCUCUCCAGCCGUCACCGAAUCAGAGUUAAAAGGGAGUCCUGAAGUACUCUAAACGUGCUUCAAACUGUCCCCUCCGAGGAGCGGUAGGAGUGAUGUCAUCACAGAGCGACGACAGGAAGUAAGCUUCGGGGCUGCUGUGCUCCAGUAGGUCGUGCGUGAGCCAACAGGACCUGACAGGAGGGCGAUCUCUCCCCUCUUUUUCUUACCGCUAUGGAUAAUGCCUGCGAGUCGCCCACGGAAAAAGGUGGAGAGGCAAGGGAGUCAGAUGAAACGGCCCCUGCUCCCGGGGUCCCCGGGCCUACAGAUACUGACGGAAUCCCGGAGGAAACUGACGUGGACGGAGAUGGGGACUUGAAGGAAGCCACGGCCGAAGAAGGCGAGCUCAAGAGUCAGGACAUCUCAGAUUUAACAGCAGUUGAAAGGGAAGACUCCUCUUUGCUUACUCCUGCAGCCAAAAAAAUAAAAAUAGAUACCAAAGAAAAGAAAGAGAAGAAGCAAAAAGUGGAUGAAGAUGAGAUUCAAAAGAUGCAAAUCCUGGUUUCUUCUUUUUCGGAGGAGCAGCUGAACCGUUAUGAAAUGUAUCGCCGGUCAGCUUUCCCUAAGGCAGCCAUUAAAAGGCUGAUCCAGUCCAUCACUGGAACCUCUGUGUCUCAGAAUGUCGUUAUUGCUAUGUCUGGUAUUUCCAAGGUCUUUGUCGGGGAAGUGGUAGAAGAAGCACUGGAUGUGUGUGAGAAGUGGGGAGAAAUGCCACCACUACAACCCAAACAUAUGAGGGAGGCUGUUCGGAGGUUAAAGUCGAAGGGACAGAUCCCCAACUCAAAGCACAAAAAAAUCAUCUUUUUCUAGAUCAAAGCCUAGAAAGGCCUGGUACUGAAGGAGGAAGUACUGGUUCUGGACUUCUUCCUACUACAUGAGACUUUUGCACUGGUGCUUUAGUAUCUCAGUCCUCCAAGGAUUCCAUGAUGAUUUUUAAUGUCUUUCUCAGAACUCUGAUAUUCAUCACAUCUAAAAGGCAUGCAGCCUGUUUCAUACAUGCUUGACUAAAUAUUGGGACCUCUUUGGGUAUUUUUGAGGCAUUUAACUGUUUGACUAGUUGGAAGAAGGUACAUGGGCCUUUAAGCAUCUUCUAGACAGGGAAACUACUUUCAGAGAGAAAAACCUUUCUAAGAGAGCUUUGAUAGUUUCACACUGAAGCAUGAAGUUGCUAUGACUUAGGUUGUUUCCUCCAUCUGGUUUUAAGUAAAUGAAACUACCAGAAGCUUUUGACACGAGAUAUUUUACCAUGAAGAACACAGUGAUAAUGGAAGUAGCAGAAAAGUUUGCCCUUGUAAAUGUGUAAAGUUCUCCUAUGGAUUAUGGUGAGUGAUCAUUAAAUGUUUUCCAACUUGC
Nyctereutes procyonoides (raccoon dog) is the source of this 1908-nucleotide messenger RNA. It is a transcript of the gene TAF11, whose product is annotated as TATA-box binding protein associated factor 11. The coding region runs from base 730 to 1365 and encodes 211 amino acids. Gene Ontology annotation, molecular function: protein heterodimerization activity; transcription coactivator activity. The record is from RefSeq and is a predicted model, not a curated record. NCBI's taxonomy places the organism in Eukaryota, Metazoa, Chordata, Mammalia, Carnivora, Canidae. Gene Ontology annotation, cellular component: nucleus; transcription factor TFIID complex. The transcript is spliced from 6 exons. Gene Ontology annotation, biological process: transcription initiation at RNA polymerase II promoter; RNA polymerase II preinitiation complex assembly.